AUGAACAGAGCACGAGGACUGUGUUUCACUUUACUACUACUGGGGUAACUUUCAGCUCAACUUUCAAUGCAGAUUGCACUGUAGGUACUGUGGAUUAUUGCAGUGUUCUGAUGAUAAUUAUGGUCAUAUUUUUCCUCAGGUGUGUAGAUGGGAGCAAGCCCCCUCAAAGGGAAGUGGUAUUCAGUAGAAGGAUCCAACCCUUUGUUGAAGGUAGACUAGAAUGAAAUCCCAUUUGCAUGACUAAAAUGUAAAUGUAAAGCUAAUUGUUAUUGACACAUUCUCCCACAAUGCAGGCCACAAUUGUGUCGUUCCACCAAUUCGGUGCCUUUUGAGAAGUGUAACUUGGUCCAAAAAAUGUUUGAUUUCACCUAAUUUUAACAUUCUGUCAUAAAGAGCCAAUCAAAUCAAUUGUCACAUGCUUUGAAGACAACAGGUGUAGACUAAAAAUGAAAUGCUUACUUACGGGUCCAUUUCCAACAAUGCAGAGUUAAAUAUAAGAUGAAAAAAAUGUAAAUAGCAACACAAAGAAUAAAUACAGAGUGAUUAACAAAUAACAAUAACAAGUAAAAAAUAACAUGGCUAUAUACAGGAAGUAGAAAAUAACAUGGCUAUAUACAGGGAGUAGAAAAUAACAUGGCUGUCUAUAGGGAGUAGAAAACAACAUGGUUAUCUUUAGGGAGUAGAAAAUAACAUGACUAUAUACAAUCUGAGACGACAUUAUGAAACGAAAACACGCGGACAAAAACAAGAAUAUGGACAUGGAACAAAGGCUACAAAAGGCAGAGGAAUUAAAACGAGGCCUCAAAUCUCGACAGGCUCUGUUCAAAAAAGCCAAAUCACAAGGCCAGGCUGCUGUCAAGGCCAGUUUUAUUUUGGCAGAAGAGAUCGCUAAAUCAGCCCGGCCAUUUACGGAGGGGGAUUUCAUCAAAAACUGCAUGAUUAAAGUUUGUGACGAAGUUUGCCCAGAAAAAAGGCAACUCUUUUUAAAUGUGAGUCUGAGCAGAAACACCAUUGCCGAGAGAGUAGACCAGUUGUCCAUCAAUCUAAAAGAGCAGCUUGUGAAAAAGGGAAAAGAUUUCAUUGCAUAUUCCUUGGCUGUGGAUGAGAGCACCGACAUUUCUGACAUUGCCCAGUUGUCAAUUUUCAUCCGCGGAGUGGACUCCAGCCUAAGCGUGACAGAGGAGUUUUUGGCUUUACGUCCUAUGCAUGGCACAACUACGGGGCAUGAUUUGUAUGAAGAGGUGUCAAGAUGUGUAAAUGAGAUGGAGCUGCCUUGGGAAAAACUCGUGGGUUUGACAACCGACGGAGCACCUGCGAUGUGUGGACACAGGAGCGGACUGGUGGCGAAGAUACGGGAAAAGAUGCAAGAGGAAAACGCGACAGGUGAGCUGACAGCUUAUCAUUGUAUCAUACACCAGGAAGCGUUGUGCGGUAAAGCCUUGAAAAUGGAGCAUGUAAUGAGCAUCAUCACGCGCACAGUUAACUUUAUCAGAGCCAAAGGUUUGAAUCACCGCAUGUUACUUCUCCUUAAACAAAGUGUUGUUUUUGAUUAAUAGAUUUUUGCACUUUAUUUUAUUGUAUUUCAAUCCAAUUAUAUUUUAAAAAUAUUUCAGUUGAGUGGAUGAUAGAAAAUUGCUAUUAUUGUUUUUUUCUUUGAAGUAAAUUUAGCCCACUUUUGCUAAAAUAGAAAAUAUAGGCUACUGAUGGGGAGUAGAAAAUAACAUGGCUAUAUAUAGGGAGUAGAACAUAACAUGGCUGUCUAUAGGGAGUAGAAAACAACAUGGUUAUCUUUAGGGAGUAGAAAAUAACAUGACUAUAUACAGGGAGUAGAAAAUAACAUGGUUAUCUUUAGGGAGUAGAAAAUAACAUGGCUAUAUACAGGGAGUAGAAAAUAUGUCACGCCCUGACUCUGGGGACUGGUGUAUUUCUAUGUUGGCCGGUGUGGUUCCCAAUCAGAGGCAGCUGUCGCUCGUUGUCUCUGAUUGGGGACCAUACUUAAGCAGCCUAUUGGCACUAGUGGGUUGUGGGAUCUUGUUCCGUGUGAGGUAUGUUGUUUGUGUACCUUGGACUUCACGUUUCGUUUCGUUUGUUGUUUUGUCGUUGUUUAUUCGGUUCAAAUAAACAUGUAUGCAUAUCACGCUGCGCCUUGGUCUGACCCGUUCUUCAACGAACGUGACAGAAGAUCCCACCAAACGAGGACCAAGCAGCGUGCCCAGGAAGAGCGAAUAGCCAUGUCACAGGUGGGCAAAUGGUGGUCAUGGGAGGAGAUAUUUGCGGGGAAAGGGCCUUGGGCGAAGGUAGUUGCCCAGGCAGGAGAGGAGAAACGGCGCCAACCGUGCCGACGACGGAGACCCGAGAGGCAACCCCAAGAAAAAAAAAUAUUUUGGGGGGGGCACACGGGGUGGAUGACGAGGCUACAGGAAGCUAAAAGGGAGAAGGAGAGUGUAGAGGCACGGCGAGAGGAGCUGGUUAGGCAGCAGAAGGAGCGGGGGUUAAUAAAGGGACCCAGUCCCGCUCCUCGCACCAAGCCAGUGGUGCGCAUCGCCAGUCCGGCCCGGCCUGUUCCUGUUACUCGCACCAAGCCAGUGGUGCGCGUCGCCAGCCCGGUCCGGCCUGUUCCGGCCCCUCGCACCAAGCCAGUGGUGCGCGUCGCCAGCCCGGCCCGGCCUGUUCCUGCCCCUCGCACCAAGCCAGUGGUGCGCGUCGCCGGCCCGGCCUGUUCCUGCCCCUCGCACCAAGCCAGUGGUGCGCGUCGCCAGCCCGGUCCAGCCUGUUCCUGUCCCUCGCACCAAGCCAGUGGUGCGUGUCGCCAGCCCGGCCCGGCCUGUUCCUGCCCCUCGCACCAAGCCAGUGAUGCGCGUCGCCAGCCCGGCCCGGCCUGUUCCUGCCCCUCGCACCAAGCCAGUGGUGCGCGUCGCCAGCCCGGCCCGGCCUGUUCCUGCCCCUCGCACCAAGCCAGUGGUGCGCGUCGCCAGCCCGGCCCGGCCUGUUGCUGCCCCUCGCACCAAGCCAGUGGUGCGCGUCGCCAGCCCGGUCCGGCCUGUUCCUGCUCCUCGCACCAAGCCAGUGGUGCGUGUGUCCUGUCCGGCACGGCCCGUGCCUGUUCCACCGGUGCCUGGUUCAGCUCCGGUCAGCUGCUCCACUCCGGAGCCAGAGCAAUUCGCUUCACCGGGGUCCAGUCCAGCUCCGGUCAGCGGCUCCACUCCGGAGCCUGAGCAGUCCGCUCCACCGGUGCCCGGUCCACCUCCGGUCAGCGGCUCCAGUCCAGACCCAGACGUCAGCCCCUCUCCAGGUUCGGGGUCUCCCACACCAGGGUCCAGACAGGGCUUGGAGUAUAGUGGGAGGAAGGAGAGGGGAAGCAACGCGCCGUGGUCUAGACCAGACCAGGGGCGCAAUAGGGAGGCGAAGAGUGAGAGGUCGUCACGCCCUGAGCCGGAUCCGCCUCCGAGGCGGAAUGCCCACCCGGCCCCUACCCUGUUAUGUGUAUGUUGUGCGGUCGGAGUCCGCACCUUUGAGGGGGGGUACUGUCACGCCCUGACUCUGGGGACUCCUAUUUGUGGAGUCAGGGUGUGUAUAUUCUAUGUUGUGUAGUUCUAUGUAUAUAUUCUAGGAGUAGAAUAUACAGGGAGUAGAAAACAACAUGGCUAUCUUUAGGGAGUAGAAAAUAACAUGGCUAUAUACAGGGAGUAGAAAACAACAUGGCUAUAUACAGGGAGUAGAAAAUAACAUGGCUAUAUACAGGGAGUAGAAAACAACAUGGCUAUCUAUAGGGAGUAGGAAAUAACAUGGCUAUAAAUAGGGAGUAGAAAAUAACAUGGCUAUAUACAGGGAGUAGAAAAUAACAUGGCUAUAUACAGGGAGUAGAAAACAACAUGGCUAUCUAUAGGGAGUAGGAAAUAACAUGGCUAUAUAUAGGGAGUAGAAAAUAACAUGGCUAUACAGUCGUGGUCAAAAGUUUUGAGAAUGACACAAAUACUAAUUUUCACAAAGUCUGCUGCCUCAGUUUUGAUGAUGGCAAUUUGCAUAUACUGCAGAAUGUCAUGAAGAGUGAUCAGAUGAAUUGCAAUUAAUUGCAAAGUCCCUCUUUGCCAUGAAAAUGAACUUAAUCCCCCCAAAAAAAUUCCACUGCAUUUCAGCCCUGCCACAAAAGGACCAGCUGCCAUCAUGUCAGUGAUUCUCUCGUUAACACAGGUGAGAGUGUUGACGAGGACAAGGCUGGAGAUCACUCUGUCAUGCUGAUUGAGUUAGAAUAACAGACUGGAAGCUUUAAAAGGAGGGUGGUGCUUGAAAUCAUUGUUCUUCUUCUGUUAACUAUGGUUACCUGCAAGGAAACACGUGCCGUCAUCAUUGCUUUGCACAAAAAGGGCUUCACAGGCAAGGAUAUUGCUGCUAGUAGGAUUGCACCUAAAUCAACCAUUUAUCGGAUCAUCAAGAACUUCAUGGAGUAGGUUCAAUUGUUGUGAAGAAGGCGUCAGGGCGCCCAAGAAAGUCCAGCAAGCGCCAGGACCGUCUCCUAAAGUUGAUUCAGCUGCGGGAUCGGGGCACCACCAGUGCAGAGCUUGCUCAGGAAUGGCAGCAGGCAGGUGUGAGUGCAUCUGCACGCACAGUGAGGCGAAGACUUUUGGAGGAUGGCCUGGUGUCAAGAAGUGCAGCAAAGAAGCCACUUCUCUACAGGAAAAACAUCAGGGACAGACUGAUAUUCUGCAAACGGUACAGGGAUUGGACUGCUGAGGACUGGGGUAAAGUCAUUUUCUCUGUUGAAUCCUCUUUCCGAUUGUUUGGGGCAUCCGGAAAACACCUUGUCCGGAGAAGACAAGGUGAGCGCUACCAUCAGUCCUGUGUCAUGCCAACAGUAAAGCAUCCUGAGACCAUUCAUGUGUGGGGUUGCUUCUCAGCCAAGGGAGUGGGCUCACUCACAAUUUUGCCUAAGAACACAGCCAUGAAUAAAGAAUGGUACCAACACAUCCUCCGAGAGCAACUUCUCCCAACCAUCCACGAACAGUUUGGUGACGACCAAUGCCUUUUCCAGCAUGAUGGAGCACCUUGCCAUAAGGCAAAAGUGAUAACUAAGUGGCUCAGGAAACAAAACAUCGACAUUUUGGGUCCAUGGCCAGGAAACUUCCCAGACCUUAAUCCCAUUGAGAACUUGUGGUCAAUCCUCAAGAGGCGGGUGGACAAACAAAAACCCACAAAUUCUGACAAACUCCAAGCAUUGAUUAUACAAGAAUGGGCUGCCAUCAGUCCGGAUGUGGCCCAGAAGUUAAUGGCCGGCAUGCCAGGGAGGAUUGCAGAGGUCUUGAAAAAGAAGGGUCAACACCGCAAAUAUCGACUCUUUGCAUAAACGUAAUGUAAUUGUCAAUAAAAGCCUUUGACACUUAUGGAAUGCUUGUAAUUAUACUUCAGUAUACCAUAGUAACAUCUGACAAAAAUAUAUCAUAACACUGAAGCAGCAAACUUUGUGAAGACCAAUACUUGUGUCAUUCUCAAAACCUUUGACCACGACUGUAUACAGGGAGUAGAAAAUAACAUGGCUAUAUAUAGGGAGUAGAAAAUAACAUGGCGGUCUAUAGGGAGUAGAAAACAACAUGGCUAUCUUUAGGGAGUAGAAAAUAACAUGGUUAUAUAUAGGGAGUAGAAAAUAACAUGGCUAUAUACAGGGAGUAGAAAAUAACAUGGCUGUAUAUAGGGAGUAGAAAAUAACAUGGUUAUAUAUAGGGAGUAGAAAAUAACAUGGCUAUAUAUAGGGAGUAGAAAAUAACAUGGCUAUAUAUAGGGAGUAGAAAAUAACAUGGCUGUAUAUAGGAAGUAGAAAAUAACAUGGCUAUAUAUAGGGAGUAGAAAAUAACAUGGCUAUAUAUAGGGAGUAGAAAAUAACAUGGCUGUAUAUAGGGAGUAGAAAAUAACAUGGCUAUAUACAGGGAGUAGAAAAUAACAUGGCUAUAUAUAGGGAGUAGAAAAUAACAUGGCUAUAUAUAGGGAGUAGAAAAUAACAUGGCUAUAUACAGGGAGUAGAAAAUAACAUGGCUAUAUACAGGGAGUAGAAAAUAACAUGGUUAUAUAUAGGCAGUAGAAAAUAACAUGGCUAUAUACAGGGAGUAGAAAAUAACAUGGCUAUCUAUAGGGAGUAGAAAAUAACAUGGCUGUAUAUAGGGAGUAGAAAAUAACAUGGUUAUAUAUAGGGAGUAGAAAAUAACAUGGCUAUAUACAGGGAGUAGAAAAUAACAUGGCUAUCUAUAAGGAGUAGAAAAUAACAUGGCUAUAUACAGCGAGUACCAGUACUGAGUCGAUGUGCAGGGGUACGAGGUAAUUGAGGUAGCUAUGUACAGUACAUAUAGGUAGGGGUAAAGUGACUAGGCAACAGCACAUGUUCAACUUAAUAAAAAAACUAGUUUUCCUUCAAGAGGAUAAAUAAAUAUGACUAUAGUAAGUGCUUAUAGAGCUCGCUAUGAGAUAAUAUCAGUCAGUUAACAUGAACUUUGUGAAUUAUGAAGCCUUUAUGUGCUUUAUGAGCUUGUUUUGAUUACGUAAAUCCUUCAAAAUUCACAAAAAGCCUGUGUUUACCACACACCUUAUUUUCGGUGUUUAUCCAAAAACCCUACAAAAAAUAAAAAAUAAAAAUCCCCGUAGGCUUUGACCAACGAGCCAUGGCGGAGUUAGUGCCUACAAAAAGACGCCAUUACUAUUGCUCUCUAUUAAGUACCAAAUAAAGUAACAAGGUUGACCGUAACAGGGUUGAGGAUUUCAUCUUAAAUCAGCCAUACACCCCCUUGUGAAAGGGGGAAUGGAAUCUUGUUGUGUGCAACAGGGAGUGGCUUUUACAAUUUCUACUUAAAAUAUCAAAGGGACGCAAAAGGCACCCAUUUCGUGGAAAAUCCCAAUUGUCUGUAUUUCAAUAACAUUUGCUCAAGAGAUAUACUGUAGUACAGAGUUCCAAAUGUUUCUAAAAGUGUUUGGUUGCAACUUCUUUCACCCCGAGAGCUUCAUGCAUGUUGAUGUUCUUUCUCUCCUCAGGUUUGAACCCUUCUAAUCCCUCUGUGCUAUUCCUCUCCUCCUUUGGGAGCAAACCUGGUGCCUCACCUACACUGGUGUGUGUCCUCAGUGGUUUACCCCAGUGGUUUAAACACACGUCAUUUGGUGGACAUCAUUUGGUGGAUCAACGACACAGUGGUAACCCCUGA
Molecule: messenger RNA, 7178 nt
Organism: Coregonus sp. 'balchen'
Lineage: Eukaryota; Metazoa; Chordata; Actinopteri; Salmoniformes; Salmonidae
Source: the annotation of a GenBank genome assembly